Molecule: messenger RNA, 1362 nt
Organism: Mesorhabditis belari
Lineage: Eukaryota; Metazoa; Nematoda; Chromadorea; Rhabditida; Rhabditidae
Source: the annotation of a GenBank genome assembly
AUGACCAGAACAAGAACAACAUCGAACAAAAUUGAGGCAUCAACGAGAAAGCGGCUACCUCAACGGAUUGGGAAAACACAAGUUGCACUAUUGGUUCGUUUCCUCAAUCUCGAACCCCGAUUCAUCUCCUCUUCUCCUUUGGCUGAAUGGCGGUCCGGUGACUCUUCAAUGUACGGAAUGUUCUAUGAGAAUGGGCCAUAUCUUUUGAAUCCUGAUGGAAAAACGCUCAGAGAAAACCCGGUUUCUUGGAAUAAAUUUGUCAACAUUUUGUAUAUCGAAUCACCGGUUGGAGUGGGGUACUCAUAUUCCGAUGAUCCGAAUGAAAAUGCGACUCUAAGUGAUGACAAUUCAAUGGAGGAAAACUACGCGGCUCUGUCCGAUUUUGUCAACAAUAUCUUUCCCGAAUUUCAACAACGAGAUCUUUACGUGAUUGAUCAUCGAUGGAGUACAAAGGGAGAGUUGCCUGUAAAGUUCAAGGGAAUGGCCACAGCAAACGGCCUGAUCGACUACAGUCACAAUAUCAACAGUAUGAUGCAUAUUUUGUACUUUCACGGAUUAAUGCCUUUUAGUGCUUACUCGAAUCUCCUCGAUACUUGCUGUCCGGUUAGAUCAAACGAAUUUGAGUGCAAAUUCUCGGAACAUAUCGAUUGGCCGACUUUCCCGACUCCAAAAUACCAAAAUGAUUCCUGUUUCGAUACGCUCGUUUCUCUGGUGCUGAAGUAUUAUCUUGGAUCACCGAAUAAUGGAUAUCAAAUCUAUCAGGAUUGUUAUCAACAGCCGGUGAAACCUGGUGUACAGAACAACACAUAUCCCCUUUCAUCUAAUGAUCCUUUUUUGGGAUACUGGUGCUUUAUGGAUGAUUCAUUGAGGACUUACAUGAGACAAAACAUUGAAGACAAAUACACGAAGCAACGCUUCACCAUGAGACCGUACUUCGAUAAGGCGAUAGAAGCGAAGGUCAAGAGUCUAAUCUAUAAUGGUGACACCGAUCUCCAUUGUAAUCAUUUGGGCGCUGAAUGGUUCGCCGAUGAAGUUGCUACAGGAAACAAUCUUCCAGUGAAACAAUCGAGAACCGAAUGGUACUAUCAACUUGAUCGAGAAUAUCAGAAACGAAUGGCUGGAUAUCAGAUAAAAUAUGGGGAUUAUUUGGAUGUGAUCACAAUAAAGGGAGCAGGUCAUGUCUCAGGCGCCGAUCGGCCAGCCCAACUCUUCCAGUUGAUCUAUAAUUUUGUGAAUGGAAACGACUACAGUACACCUGUCAUUGUUGAUCCAGUUGAUCCAACUUCGACACCGAAAGCUGCCACUCAUUCACUAUUUUUCUUUGCACUCUUUGUGAUCUUUUUCUAUCACGGGUAUUAUGCA